This is a messenger RNA of Elgaria multicarinata webbii, 1910 nucleotides long. RefSeq names its product centriolar satellite-associated tubulin polyglutamylase complex regulator 1 (gene CSTPP1). Lineage: Eukaryota; Metazoa; Chordata; Lepidosauria; Squamata; Anguidae. The transcript has 9 exons. The record is from RefSeq and is a predicted model, not a curated record. The coding region runs from base 158 to 1159 and encodes 333 amino acids.
GCUCCCGUUCCUCUUCCCCGGACUGGGAUCCUAGUCGCGAGGGCGUUUGUUUCUGGCCGGAGACCAUUUCUCUCGCCGCAGCGUCUGGUGUCCUGGAGACAGCUGGAAAAAGAGGAGGAGGAGGAGGAGGAGGAGAAGAGCUGACUGCGCAGUCAGGAUGCUGAACGCCGAUCGCCUCUCUCAGUCCGGGCUCGAGUAUCUGGCUCAAAGACAUGUCGUUACAUAUAUGGAAGAUGCAGUGAGCCAACUCCUGGAAAGCAAAGAAGAUAUUAGUCGAUAUGGUAUUGCUAGGUUCUUCACUGAAUACUUUAACAGUGUGCGUCAAGGAACUCAUAUUUUGUUUCGAGAGUUCAACUUUGUCCAAGCUACACCUCAUAAUAGGUCAUCCUUUCUAAGGACCUUCUGGCGAUGCUUCAGAACAGUGGGGAAAAAUGGAGACCUGCUGACAGCAAAGGAGUACCACUGCCUACUUCAGUUACUUUGCCCUGACUUUCCCAUGGAGCUUACUCAGAAAGCAGCAAGGAUUGUUCUAAUGGAUGAUGCUGUGGACUGCUUGAUGUCUUUUUCAGACUUCCUGUUUGCCUUCCAGAUCCAGUUUUACUACUCAGAGUUCCUUGAAAGUGUGGCUGCCAUCUAUCAAGAGCUCUUGACGGGAAAGAAUCCAAAUACUGUCAUUGUGCCGACAUCGUCUUCUGGGCAGCAUCGUUCACGCCAGGCUCUAAGUGAGUGCAGCCCACUUGAUGGGGUGGAGGCGUCUGCAUUUUAUCAGUGCCUGGAGUCUCUGUGUGACAGGUCCAAGUACAGCUGUCCACCAUCUGCUGUUGUCAAGGAGGUUCUGAGCAGUGUACAGAGACUGACUUUCUAUGGAUUCCUGAUGGCUCUUGCAAAGCAUCAUGGGAUCAACAGAGCUCUUGGAGCCCUCCCAGAUAAAACAGAUCUCUUGCUUGACCCACUCAUGGAUCAGGAGCUAGACAAAAUGGUAGCCCAGGUUUCAGGGCUCUCCAUUUCCAACUCAGCCAAUGGUAGUGGGGACACUGCAAACCUGCCUUCCCGCCCCUCUCCACGGAUCAGUUCCCCUUGGAGGCCUCUCCAUCAUCGCCGGAAAAUGGACACUGAAAGUGACGGCUCCACGGAAGAAACGGAUUCUUCUGAAAACUGACAAAGGGGAAUAAAAGCUCAUUUCCAGGUCUUUGUAAUGGCAGUACUCUGGGUGGUGGAGAGGAUGGAGAAGCCGCCAUCCCAGCACUUUGCCCCUCAAGCACAGAACAUAAUAGCCCAUACACAUAGUCACACAUCUCCCUCUUAGACUGAUCUAAUCUACUCUAACCAAAAGUGCAGUCCCUUUCCCAUCCAUACUGGCAGAACUGGAUAGAUUUUAUUCCAGAACUGAUUCCAGUUGCAGGCUUAUACUGCCCUCUCAUGGCAAUUUAGUCAAAUUAGAAAAAGCAACAUUUUAGUAGUAGGGCUGGUAGUUAUAUUUUGCCUUCUUCAACUUUGAAAGAAUUAAUCCUAAACUAUGCUCCAUGGAGCAUCCUCAUCCUCAGACUUUGAGGGGGAAACUAUUUUUAGAACAUGGAGCUUGCAGCUCAUAGACCAUCUGGUGUCCACAUGAGGUUUACUUUACACUUUUUUUGGAUACACACAUUUGCUGCUCAGAUUUGAUAUAAUCCCCCCCCCCCAGAGACUUAUGUCCAGAUUAGAUAGUAUGAUAUGAUCUUAGCAAAAUACCCAGUUAAGAAUUUGGGAGAUACCUCCACACCUUUUGACAAGGAAUAGCUUUCAUUGAAGGUUAUUUUUCCCAACCCUCUCUUACAGGCCUCAGUUUAAUGGAAAGGGGUAGAAAUUAUUUAUUGUUAUUUUGGAAAGCUUUAAAUUGCCCUGUGAAAUAUAUUUAAAAUAAAGCAUGUUGU